UAUUUUCAAGACCUGUGUGUGUUUUUUUAUCGUGUUUGAAUGGAGGAGCAGACGGUAAAUCAACUGGACAACCUGCUGCUUCAGUUAGGUAUAGAGAGUCGAGAACUUGCUCAGAGGAAUAAUGACCUCAAGCAGCAAAUACAAAUUUGUGAGUCCAACAUUCAGGAGAAGAAGGAUUACAUUAAGACAACACAACUUACCAUCAGCAAACUCGAUGAGGAGAUCCAGCAGAAGCAAAACACUGGGAAGUUUAUCAAAGAAAACACAAAAAAUCAACAGAGAACAGGACAUCUGCUGCUUCAGUAUGAAAAGACACUGGAAGCUGAGCUAGAGACGAGACAGAACAGCUAUAAGGAAGACAUGAAAAUGUUCCAGGAGAGAAUCGAGAGCUACAGGAGCGUGUUUCAGCAGUAUAAGGAUCGAUACUGUCAGAACUCACUAGCUCAGAAACUGCUGAAGGCUCAAGCUGAGAAUGAGGAAAUCGAAAGGAGAAUUAGAGCAAUCGAAGAACAAAUAAUGGAGAAGGAUAGAGAACUGACAGCAGCACUGGGUGAGGAGGAGCCAGUCACUGAUGGUGCUGACAGUAAGUGUCCAGACAAUGACAGCCUACAAACUGAAAGCGAGUCAUUUGAUGAAAUGGUCCCUCAUCAAGAGCCCAUAAUGCAGAGGCCUGAAGAAUACGCAGAUGAGCACAUAGUUGAUGAAGAUCCUUCUGAGGCGAAUAAGGUUAAAACUGCAGAAAGUGAAUCUCAAAUGGACACAUUUUCCCACUGCUUAUGGACAAAGAGAGAAACUGUAGAAGAUCAAAUGCAAGAAGGCGAUCAGAGUCAGUCAGAGAAGCAGGGGAAUGUGAAUGUUUCAUGUGCUUCUGAGCUCAUGGUGGAAAUAUCAGAAGAGGAGGAGAAGAAGGAGGAAGAUAAUUUGGAGGCGACCACAGCAGAUAUUCACGAGGACACAGUGACUGAGGGUCCCGUCUGCCCUCCUCCCUCACCGGCUAGAGUUAAAGCCACACCGAACACCCCGACCUUCUCCUUAAACAAAAGUCCCAGAUGCUUACCUGGAGGACAGGAGAUCUCAGACACCAAGUCGCCCGCUUUUGUGUUCACCAUGAUGUCGGGUCCAAACACACCUGCGUUCUCGAAGCUGGGCUGCGACUUUGACAUGGGAUCGGCAGCAGAAGAGGCAUCUCCAUUUACCUUCACAAGCUCCUAUUUCAGCGACAAGAAGUCACCAGGAUCAGCACCCAAGUUCUCAGGUUUCCUGUUUGAUGAAGCCGAGAGUCGUCAGGAGGAGUUUCCCUUCUCGUUCGGGAUGGAAAGCCCUCAGAAAAGCUCAUCCACACGGGACACUUCAGGACCUGCUGAUUCCUUCCCCUUUUCAUUCAACUUUGGGAAAUUAUAACUUCAUAA
This is a messenger RNA of Rhinichthys klamathensis goyatoka, 1409 nucleotides long. RefSeq names its product myosin-10. Gene Ontology annotation, biological process: homologous chromosome pairing at meiosis; spermatogenesis; meiotic DNA double-strand break processing involved in reciprocal meiotic recombination. The coding region runs from base 40 to 1401 and encodes 453 amino acids. Gene Ontology annotation, cellular component: central element. The transcript has 14 exons. The record is from RefSeq and is a predicted model, not a curated record. NCBI's taxonomy places the organism in Eukaryota, Metazoa, Chordata, Actinopteri, Cypriniformes, Leuciscidae.